Molecule: messenger RNA, 3132 nt
Organism: Acanthaster planci (crown-of-thorns starfish)
Lineage: Eukaryota; Metazoa; Echinodermata; Asteroidea; Valvatida; Acanthasteridae
Product: microfibril-associated glycoprotein 4-like
Source: RefSeq, a predicted model, not a curated record
AGUUGUCCACGUCCCACGUGCUAUAGACAGAGAACCAAUUCUGUCAGAUUAUCAGGAAUGAAACAAGCUCCUGAAGCGGCUAAACGUGAGGAAGCAACAUAUUUCAUCAUUGUCGGAGCAUGUUUUAUCGAAGCUGGACCCUUUCCGUUUAGUGGACGAGUGGUAACGCUGCGAAGGGUUCCUUCCAUUGAAUUGUACACUUGCACAUUUCUUGACAUCAUCGAUCUUUGUCUUUGAACAACACAGGAUUUAGAAUGGCAAAACAAAACGGUGGUUUAGCAGUCAAUCUCUUUGCUUUGAUUGUAUUCUUCGGAACAUUCACAGAGGCCGUUGGAUGUGAAAGUAGGCGUGACUCAGUGCAGAAAAUGGUUUUAUAUACUGCGGAAAAUCGAGCCUUGAGAGGGGUUGCAUCUACAAAGAAAAAGGUGCAAUCUGGCGUCAUCUGUGGAAGAGAAUGUAACAUGGAUAAACAUUGCAAGUCAAUCAACUUCGAUGAAUCUAAUGACCUGUGCGAAAUGAGCAAUGCAACCAGACAAGAAUUAGGAGAAGACUUAUCAGUAAAGCCAGGCAGCGUAUACUUUGAUGCAAACGAGAACACACCUAGCUUCUCCUUGCCUCCUCCUACAAGUUGCACAAAGUGGAUGGAGUUGGGCUAUGAUAACAGCGGCGUGUAUGCAAUCUACCCAGAAGGACUGAACAGCAAUGGCAUACAAGUCUACUGUGACAUGGAAACUGAUGGUGGAGGAUGGAUCGUGUUUCAGAGGAGACAAGACGGCAGUGUGGACUUUUACCGAAAUUCAUCUGAGUAUAAUUCUGGCUUCGGUAAUCUGUCUGGAGAGUUCUGGCUUGGUAAUGACAAUCUGAUUAGUUUGACUUCGCAUGGGUCGUGGGUGCUACGGGUAGACCUAGAGGACUGGGAAAACAACACAGCUUGGGCAAGGUACGAACAUUUUCUUAUUCCACCACACUCGGGAUCUCGGUUAGAAACGAGGGACUUUAACAGCAGCAGUACUGCUUUUGACGCUCUGACAUUUAACAAGUAUUGGGCAUUUACAACUAAGGAUAAUGACCAUGAUUCAGAAACCGACUACAAUUGUGCUGUGGUCACAGAGGGAGCGUGGUGGUUCGAUGAGUGUGAGUACGUCGAUACCGCCAAAUUGAACGGCAGAUAUUACUACGUGCAACCUAGCUCUACGCAGCACGGUAUUCGAUGGUACGGUUGGCAUUAUGAUGUUUCUCUGAAAGGUUGCAGCAUGAAAAUACGCCAGCGUAAGUUCUAAGGUCGGUUUAUGGCGAGGACGAACAAUAGGCUGAUGUAAGUGUGUGGUGAAACGUUUGCCUUGACUGUACAUAAAAGUGGCUUAAUAAUUUUGAGACAAGUCAGUACUGACCAGCCUGGCCAGAAGGGGGGCAAAUUGCCCUCCCUGGAAAUUUUGCCUAAUAAAUAAUGUUGCUCAAUCUUAUUGUCGAACGGUCCUGUAUAUUAGCAGUCCUCAUGGAAAAGAAAACUCAAUCCAAAGAUUCUCCAAACUGGAACCUCUGUUACAGGCAGAGGAAGGUUGCGACAAAGGGCAAAAUUGGGCACGGACUACAGUUCGAUUAGUCUAUUUGCGCAAGCGCAAUGCAAUCACACUCACAAGAAUUUUUCCAAUAUUUUAUCCUUUCCCACAUUUCGCCGUUUGUGCAACCUUUCCGGCAUAACAGUUCAAAAUAACAUUCAAGUUUGAAUGGUCCACCGUUCAUUGUGUCAUGAAAAGACAGUGAUAUUUUUGCAGCAUUAUAAAUCUUUCUUUUCGCCAUGCGGGCAAAAAAAAAUGUUGCACUCAAAGACAAAGUUAAUUGACAAAAAAAUGUAUAAAGAUAAGUAAGAUUUAAGCUGUCUAUUUGACUGUUAUGAAAGUUAUAACAAUCGUCUAAAGUGUAUUCAAUGGUCUUUCAUUAUCAUGUGAACAAAAACGAAACGUUAUGUUGUUUUAAUAUCAUAUUGCAGGCCGAACAGUUUGAUGCGUUUGAACUCAAUUCGUUAAUCAAUAAAAGGCGUGUACAUCAUCACUUGAUUGCUGUAUGAAAAAAAAAGAUUUAUGAGUGUAGCACCUGGUGUAUAAUAUUUGAAUCCUUAUGUUAAGCUUGGAGAGCUGAUUAAAUAUCACCAAUUUCAAAAUUUCAAUCGAAAAACUUCAUUUUUUACGGGGUUAAAGUAGGCCUACACAUUAAGCUUUCAGUUAUUAGGAAAAGAAUCUUUCCAUUAGUUAUUAUGUAAACCUUCUCAAAAUAUAUAGAAACAGAGGCAGUCAUCCCAAUGCAAAAUGGACAAGUUGAUGAGCAGUCCACGUAUACCUUCUUUUUCUGCAAACACUUUGCAAACACUGCAAACACUCUAUAGUACAUUAGUUUAAUGAAUCCAACCGUUGUUAUUAACGAAUUUUGUGCAUCCUCGGAACCUGAACUUAAAGGAUCAUUUUAUACAAAUAAAAGUAUAUAUGCAAAAACUAGUAAGAAUAACAUUUCAUAAGGUGAAAUAUAAAAUUAAACAUCGAUCUGUCACCGAAUGAAAUCAUUCUUCCCACUGCAUAGUUGCUUUAUAUAACGCCUGAAUAAAUCUUUUGUACACUUUGUGUACAACUUAUCGUUUGCUUCAGUUCGAUGCAAAAUGCGACACGAAAUUUUCAAUAUAGUUCAUGCUUAAAUGGGCGUUCAUGUGUGUCUUACAGUUUGUUGUUUUAUAACCUAAUAAGUUAUUCAGAAGAAGUCAUAACUUACGAGUUCAGAUAUUUCCUCAUUUUGACAGAAGACGGAAUUUAACGGUGUUUCAUGAUUAUUGAUAUCACCGAGAUUUUGUGAUAGCGCAAAGAGCCGCGACUAUGUCUUCUGCUUGCGCAGACGCAUCUACAACGGCAUCUUCGACGGAUGUACUCAGUGCCUUCCAUUACAAUGAAUGACACGUGACCAACGACGCACAAAUUAACAGAUUUAUUCAGGUAUUAUAUAAUACGCUAAAUCGUUUUGCGUUGAAGAUCACGAUCCUCAACUGAGACACGUCUAAGUAGUAUCCCCAGGUUAUUCCAGAUGUUCACAGCAGCAUGGUAUUACUAUCUUGCACGAAGAAUCAAUAAUCGAUAUUUCACCUUUAAC